AUGCCUUAUGUAGCUCCUGAAGUAUUAAGAGGUAAUCCUUAUACUCCAGCAGCAGAUGUAUAUAGUUUUAGUAUGAUCAUGUAUUUUGUAGCAACUGGGAGACAACCUUUCGCCAAUUGUGCACAUGAUCAUCAUCUAGCAUUAGAUAUAUGUAAAGGAAUUAGACCAGAAAUAAAUGAGCCGGAAGCACCUAAAUGUUAUAUUGAGUUAAUGGAAAAGUGUUGGAAUUCAAACCCUGUCAAUAGACCGAAUGCUGCUGAAAUAGAAGCAACUAUUAUUUCAUUUUAUAAUUCAUAUCGUUCACAAGAUAAUUAUGAAAUUAAAAGACAAUUUCAAGAGGCAGAAAAUUAUAGAAAUACAAAUAAUAAUAGCAAAUCAACUAUUCAUCCUCAAGCUAUUUAUACAUCUCGAUUACUUAAUCCUUAUACAAAAGAUCUAUCAGAAUACAUUGAUGAAAAUACUCAAUAUUUAAGAUAUGUUGAUAAUAACACCGAAUGUCUAGACUGUGCAAUAUAA
Messenger RNA from Rhizophagus irregularis DAOM 181602=DAOM 197198, 516 nucleotides. RefSeq lists its product as uncharacterized. The record is from RefSeq and is a predicted model, not a curated record. NCBI's taxonomy places the organism in Eukaryota, Fungi, Glomeromycota, Glomeromycetes, Glomerales, Glomeraceae.